This is a messenger RNA of Colletes gigas, 2602 nucleotides long. Its product is annotated as solute carrier family 2, facilitated glucose transporter member 10-like. Bases 213 to 1934 code for a protein of 573 amino acids. Gene Ontology annotation, cellular component: membrane. Lineage: Eukaryota; Metazoa; Arthropoda; Insecta; Hymenoptera; Colletidae. The record is from RefSeq and is a predicted model, not a curated record. The transcript has 7 exons. Gene Ontology annotation, biological process: transmembrane transport. Gene Ontology annotation, molecular function: transmembrane transporter activity.
UUAUUUCUAAAGAUUCGCAAGAUGGCGCUGCGAACCUGAAUACUCAUGAGAACUGUCAAUUCGUAUAUCUACGAGUCCAAAUUACAAAUGUCAAAUGAGUAAAAAUAACGUGAACAGUGAAUGUAAUUAUUGUAACUGUGUUUCACGUAAAUGAACUUUGGAAUAGUUACUUUGAUGUGAAUCUUCUGUAACUGUUCUUAUAUCGAAGAAAAAUGUCAGAUGAAGAGGAUACAGCGAUAUUACUAAACAGUGCAAACAGAACUAUCGAAACGUCUAUAAGCAAAGUUCCAAACGAAGAUUAUCAAUGUCUACCUCCUAAAAAUCUGAGAAAACCAAUCCCUAAGCAAAAUGAUAACUUAACGCCGUUAACGUCUGGUAAUCAAAAUGUUUUUGUUUCCACGGUUGCAAUUCUGGCGGGUAUUGCUUUCGGAUGCGACAUGGGAGUAGCAAAACCAAUAGCCCCUUUAAUCAAGCAUGAAUUCAACUUAAAUUGCUUCGAAAGAGAUUUUGUUAUUAGUAUUUGGUUCAUUGGGGCGCUUCUUGGCGGUGUAACUGGUGGUUUUCUAAUUGACUCGUUCGGUCGGCGCUGGACGAUGAUAUUAACACUAGUUUUUCUAACUUUUGGUGCCACGUUGUCAGCACUGGCAAAUCAUUAUAUUUUAUUACUCGUUGCGCGAGUAAUUUGCGGCUAUUCGGGAACAAUUUCGGCAGUGGCGCACUGCGUAUAUAUGGCAGAAGUAUCCGACCCGAAUAAACGCGGAUACAAUAUAAUGUUGUAUCAGUUGGGCACAGCCACCGGAUUUUUAGUAUCCGUUAUAGCCGCUGCCGUAAAAAACAUAGACUACCAGUGGCGAUUUUCGAUUGGCAUUACAGCCGUUCCCGCCUUAGCCGCUUGUAUCAUUACUAUUAUAUUUCUUCAACGAUCCCCGCCAUUUUUGCUUUACAAGAGAAUGGCGAAUGUCUCGAAGACACCGUCCAAAAGUGCUUGGUAUUCGGUUUUCGAGACUCUGACGAUCAUGGUUUUUUUAUUGAUAUUGCAACAAGGUACUGGUAAACGACAAGUCUUGUAUUAUGCGCCGAGAUUGUUUGCAUUGUUGGGUAUUUGUUCAAAUGUUGCUGAAAUCACAGCUUUGAUAUCCCUGGGCGUCGUUAAAGUUUUCAGUACCAUGCUGUCCCUGAUCAUAGUAGAGAGGUGUGGACGUCGGACAGCGUUAAUUACAUCAGCAACUAUUUGCAUGACAACAAUAUCAUUGUUGUCGUUGCUAGCUACUAUAGACAGGGGCGACGACAGCUUGGAUAUUGUAAAUACACAUUGUAAGAAUCAUCACAACGAGGAGGUUAAAAUUCAAAACACUAUGCCAGCUGGAUCUCCACCGCCAUUUCCAUUGCUUCCGACUCCGUUGGCCAUAAUUGCCCCCAGUCCUGAAACAUGGACUCAAAUUAAAGCGUCUUGCGAAAUGCAAAAUAUCAUUGUUUCCGAAGGUCUUACCGGUGGGUUACGUAUUUUGGCAGUAGUAACAUUGCUCGUGUACGAGGCAGCAUACGCCCUAGGACUUGGUCCUGUACCGCUGUUAAAUCUUACGGAAGUUUUCCCCGCAGCGAUACGAGGAAAAUGCAUCAGUUUUAUUUCAAUUGUAAUAUGGGUGACCCACAUCAUCGCUACAGAAUCGGUCAGCGCUAUGGCCAAAUCGUUAACACUAGCUGGAUCGUAUUUGUUCUAUAGCUUUAUGUGUCUUGUCACCAUAUUUUACGUUUUCUUAUUCAUACCCGAGACGAAAGGCAAAUCUCUGCAUCAAAUAGCUCAAGAGAUACGCAAAAUUUCGCUCGUGACACGGAUAUGUAACAAUUUGCGUAGUUUACCACUAAUUUGUCAUAUCAAAUGGAUAAAAAAAUAUGACGAAAAUGUAAGUAACGGGCAAAGUACUUUGAUAUAAGGUUUUCUAUACCUAAGUGAUUAACUAUUAAUUUUAGCAAAAACUUAACAAAGUUCGUAACUUAUUUGUGCAAUACUGUGUUCAAAAGGCAUCGCGCGUUAAUAACGCGCGCUUGCGUGCAUAUUCGAACAAAACUUCUCCGACUGCCGAUCGUUGUAUUACAUAUCACACGGACGUAACAAAAAAAAAAAAAAAUGUUGAACAUGCAAUCCCAUUUCAAUACAAAAGACUGACUAGUUUCUUAAUUUAGUUCUUUUCGGCAUUUUCUGCCCUUCUCGCAUUAACAUAUGCAUAAUUAUCCAGACUAUCGAUUGUUUAGUUUUAAUUUAUUUCUUCGAGUGUCACAUUGCACGAUGCAAUCAUUUCCAUGAAAAAUGUAAUUAAGAACGCGUGAUUAGGAACGAAACGUAAGUAUUAAGUAAAUGAUAACGAACUAUACAUUUUAUAGUAUAGUCGAACAAUGCACUGAUAAAAGUUACGUUGACAAAUACAUACAUUAGACAUUUAGAUAGACACGUGUAUGUUGUACGUCACAUCGUAAUAAAAAUAGAACUAUUUUUAAUUAUUAUAAUUGCGCUAUUUCUAGGGAAUUUUUAAAAUAUUAACAUUUACUGAAUUCGUUUUAAUACUCGUAGUUUCUCUAUGUAUAGUAACGACAUGCGAUGUUU